AUGAUUUAUAAUGAUCAAACAAUUAAUCUUCAUAAUUUUGGUAUAACUAAUAUUGAAUCAGAUACAUUUAUUCAUAAUCAUAGAUUAAUUCAAACAAUAAUUCUUUCAUCAAAUUCACUUUCUUAUCUUCCAAAUCAUCUUUUUAAACCAUUUAGUAAAACUUUACUUAAUCUUAAUUUACAAAAUAAUCAAUUUUUAUCUCUAACAAAUAAUUAUUUUUUACGUCAUCUUGAACAAUUACGUACACUUGAUUUAAGUAAAAAUUCUAUCAAAGAAAUUUAUAUACAAGAUUUUCUUGGUCUGAAACAUUUAGAUACAUUAAUAUUACGUGAUAAUAAAAUAACUUAUUUAUCAUAUGCUACGUUUACUUAUUGUCAAAAAAUAACAACACUUGAUUUAUCAGAUAAUAAAAUAUCUAUGAUGGAUUUCAAUGCAUUUUAUUUAUUAAAAAACUUAAAGAUUCUUUUAUUAAAUAAUAAUCCAUUAGGACAACGUUCAAUGACAAAUUCUUUAAUGAAACCAUUAAAAAAUCUUCAAUAUCUUGAUCUUGAAAAUACUCAAUUAGAAAAUCUACCUCCAUUUCUAUUUCAAACAAAUCAUCGAUUACAAUCAAUUAAAUUACGACGAAAUAAUUUUCAAACAAUAUUUAAUAAAUCUUCAAAUUAUAGUUUAAAACGUACGUUUUGUGGUGCUCGUUCUUUAGUUGAAAUUGAUCUUGUUAGUACAAAUAUUCGUUCACUUGAUGUUUGUACAUAUUAUCGAAUUUCAUCAUUACGUCGUCUUUAUUUAAUGAAUAAUCCACUUCAUUGUACAUGUGAUUUAUUUUAUUUAAAAUAUGGAGAUAUUUAUCGUCUUUUAUCAAAUAAUAAAAAUGAAAUUGAUAAUGAACAAUAUGCUAAUAUUGAUAUAUAUCUUAAUCGUUGGGUAUCAAAACUUGAACUUCGUCGACAUUUAGAAAAAGCACAUGAACGUGGUGAUUUUUAUCGUUUUCCAAUUGAACUAUCAUCAUUUGCUCGAUGUGCGACACCAAAAAAAUGGCAUAAAUAUGAAAUAAAUAAUAUAACAGGAAUAUAUAAACAAUGUCGACAUCGAUGGUUAGCUAUUGAACAUGACUGUCAAAAUUAUUGUCAAGUACAAAAUCAUAAGGAAAUAUCGUUAACAACCAUUCGUUCGAUUUCAUCCAGAUUUAUUCAUUGUGAUUAUUCAUCUUAUUCGAUCAUUAAUUUUUCUUUAUUGUUAAUUUGGUUUUUCUAUCACCGGUGA
This is a messenger RNA of Adineta steineri, 1263 nucleotides long. The record is from the annotation of a GenBank genome assembly. NCBI's taxonomy places the organism in Eukaryota, Metazoa, Rotifera, Eurotatoria, Adinetida, Adinetidae.